AUGUUUUCGUUAAUAUGUAAUGGAAUGUUGCGGGUUGCAUGUAGCAGUAAUGAGAUAAUAAUGAGAUAUCCUGAAUACCGCUUGCUAUUUCCGUCGAUCUACAAUUCACAACAAUAUCGAGGACGUAAGCGUAAUUUGAAACGUGCACUUACUAAGCAGGAACGCCAGGAAAGACGGUUGAAACGUGAGGCAAAAGAAGCAGAACGGAAAAAGUAUACCUUUAUGCAAAGGAUCCAAAUUUCACGAAUGAAACAAAUGACUUCCAUAUCUGAGCAGUUUCCUGGUCGCUUGAAUCCAGCUAAGGAAGCACAUUUACCGGAUAGACCGACCACAAAUAUUUUCAUCCGAAGUGCCUACAAAACUCAGUAUUACUCAGUUUCAGAAGCACUGCAAAUGCACAGGGAAAUGCAGCAACCGUCCAUUUACAACAAUCCGAAUGCGCGUAUUCGACUACGUAUGGAACUUAAUAUGACAACAGAAAAGAAGACCAAAAUGGUUGCUGAUUCCGAAGAGCUGGUACCAAUUCCUUAUCCAUUCAAGCAUAAUGAGAAGAGGACAAUACUAGCAUUUGCAUAUGAGCAACAUAAUCGAGAUGCAGCAAUUGAGGCUGGUGCCGAAAUCGCACUUGGUCCUGAUAUGAUUAAAAAGAUCAUUAAAGGAAUGUUCCGAAUUGACGACUAUGACUUUUGCGUUGCACACACUGACAUGGCUUCCAGUAUUCUUCCUUUACGAGGAAUUUUAAGAUCACGUUUUCCAAAUAAAAUCAAUGAGCAUCUUUUAUCAGGUGGUCUUGGUGAUAAUUUCGAAGAAAUCAUCAGCAAAUUUAAAAAUGGUGUAAAAUUAACGAUUCGAGGUGAUCCAGUCAUGCCUAUUUGGGGUCUUUGUGAUACUGUCAUAGGACGGUUAACAAUGGAUGAUAGAGAACUAGAAGCAAAUAUUGCAGCUGUUAUUGAGGCUUUAUGUAAACAUCGAAAUCCUGCUUUAGGGCCAUUCAUCAACCGCGCAUUGCUUAUGAUUAUACCUGGUGAUGCUCACUUCGCUCUUAAUGUUAAUCCGUUUUUACCGAUCCCAACAGAACAAGAAUUUGAAAAAAUUGAAAAACAGAUGAAAAAAAGGAAGAAGGAACCAGUAUCUGCGAAGGUUGACAAUUCCGAAGCUUCAUCAUCUACGGUUGAAGCUUAA
Messenger RNA from Acanthocheilonema viteae, 1182 nucleotides. Lineage: Eukaryota; Metazoa; Nematoda; Chromadorea; Rhabditida; Onchocercidae. The record is from the annotation of a GenBank genome assembly.